Molecule: messenger RNA, 2221 nt
Organism: Aricia agestis (brown argus)
Lineage: Eukaryota; Metazoa; Arthropoda; Insecta; Lepidoptera; Lycaenidae
Product: nucleolar protein dao-5
Exons: 7
Coding region: 78-2141 (687 amino acids)
Cellular component (GO): nucleolus; nucleoplasm
Source: RefSeq, a predicted model, not a curated record
AUUUUCUUUUCUUUUGAGAGUAGACAAGCGCCCGUGUAGUGGUGUGCUAUCUUUCGCGAUAAUUUUAAGGCUACAAAAUGAGUGCAAAUGAUCUAAAAUCAGAAGCUGCGUCGCUUGUUCAUCAAUAUUUGUUAUCAAUCGACAAACCUCUGGCACAAAAGUUCCUGUCCAUCGCUAAACCGAAACCAAGAGCUAAGACAUUGCCAACAUUAAUAGACAUAUUGACUAAUUUAAAAAAGAAUCCCACUACUAAGAAACAGGAAGAUUCUGAUGACUCUAGUGAUGAGGAACCACAAAAGAAACCUCAGGUGAAUGGCAAAGCCCCUGUGCCAAAGAAGGCAGACUCCUCUGACAGUGAUUCAGAAGAAGAAAAUCCACCCCAAAAGGUCAAUGCUGCAAAACCAAAACCACCUGCAAAAAAAGAUUCUUCGUCAGAUGAUAGCAGUGAUGAUAACGCUACACAAGCACCCAAAAAGCAACCAGUCAAACCACAAUCUACAAAUACAGCACAAAAAGUAGCCAAAAAACAGGACUCAUCAGACAGUGACAGUUCAGAAGAUGACAAACCUAAAGUAAAUAAUAAGACCCCUGUCAAAGUGCCUGCUAAGCCAACACAACAAAAGAAGGAAUCCUCAUCUGAUAGCAGUGAGGAUGAGAAACCAACACCUGCUAAGAAACCAGUUGCAAAAGCACCUCCACCUAAAGUUAAAGUACCAGCUAAAGAUUCAUCAGACAGUGAUGAUUCAGAUGAGGAAACUAAACCUCAGAAACCUUUAGCAAAACCUACACCAGUUAAAAAGCCUGUGGCUGCUAAAAAACAAGACUCUUCAUCAGAUGAUGAUAGUAGUGAUGAUGAGAAAACUAAGGCACCUCCUAAGACAACACCCAAACAACAACCCACUCCUGCUAAACAACCUGCAAAGAAACAAGAAUCAUCCUCUGAUGACGAUAGUGAUGAUGAGUCCAAUAAAGCAGCUCCUAAGUUACCAGUAGCUGCAGCAAAACCUUUGGCAAAAACAAAUAAGAAGGCAGAAUCAUCAUCUGAAGACAGCGAUGACAGCAGUGAUGAGAAGUCCAAACCUGCAGCUAAAGCUCAGCCUGCCAAGCCAGUUGCAAAAGCUACACACAAAAAACAAGAAUCUUCAGAUGAUAGUAGCAGUGAAGAUGAAAAACCGAAGCAGCAGAAACCAGUUGCAAAGCCAGUUAUUGCAAAGAAAAAGGAAUCCUCUGAUGAUAGUGAUGACAGUAGUGAUGAUGAAAAACCAGCUAAAAAACCUGCAGCUAAACCAACACCACAAGCCAAAAAGACUUCUAAAUCAUCAUCAGAAGACAGUGAUGACAGCAGUGAUGAGAAAUCAAAACCAGCAGCCAAAAGUCAACCUGCUAAAUCAGUAGCUAAAGCUACACCAAAGAAACAAGAGUCUUCAGAUGAUAGUAGUAGUGAAGAUGAAAAACCUAAACAAAAACAGGCCGCAAAAGCCACACCACAACCCAAAAAAAAAUCGAAAUCAUCAUCAGAUGAUAGUGAAGAUGAAAAGCCCAAGACUCCGGCCAAAACACCAGCUAAAAAAGAUUCAGACGAUAGUUCUGAUGAAGAUGAGCCACCAGCUAAAGUACAAAAAAAGGAGCCUGUAGAAAAUGGGUUCCAAAGCGGAAAGAAGAGAAAAGCAUCUGGAGGUGAUCCUACACCUGCUAAAAAACCAUACAACAAUUUCGUAAAGGAGGGCGAAAAUGGAGAUGAUGAAAAUGGAGAGGAUGAGAAUAACACGAGUGGCGGUUGGAACAACCGUGGGCGGGGUGGUUUUAGAGGCGGGUUCCGCGGGCGGGGAAACGACAGAGGCGGUCGAGGGGGGAGGGGUGGCUUCGGGGAUCGGGGAGGCUUCGGAGACCGGGGUAGAGGAGGCCGCGGUGGUAGGGGAGGAUUCGACAGGGGAGGCAGAGGCGGCUUCGGAGGUCGUGGAGGCGGAGACCGAGGAGGGCGGGGCUUCGGCCGCGGGGGCGACAGGGGCGGGCGCGGGGGACGCGGCGACCGCCACUCGUGGGGCGGAGACCGAGGUGGAUUCAACAAUCGAGGGGGUUUCAAUAACAGAAAAAGUUUUGAAGGAGGAGAAAAUCAAAAUAAAAAGAUAACUUUUGAUUAAUAGUUUGGUGCUAGAGGAUCGUGGGGUGAACGUGCGAACCAAGACUUGAAACAUACGCGAGGGAAGUCAUUCAAACAUGA